This is a messenger RNA of Elgaria multicarinata webbii, 2270 nucleotides long. Its product is annotated as protein mono-ADP-ribosyltransferase PARP12-like. NCBI's taxonomy places the organism in Eukaryota, Metazoa, Chordata, Lepidosauria, Squamata, Anguidae. The coding region runs from base 148 to 2124 and encodes 658 amino acids. Gene Ontology annotation, molecular function: NAD+ poly-ADP-ribosyltransferase activity; metal ion binding; NAD+-protein mono-ADP-ribosyltransferase activity. The record is from RefSeq and is a predicted model, not a curated record. The transcript is spliced from 12 exons. Gene Ontology annotation, cellular component: nucleus.
CGCCGGGUGGCGGUGUCUGGAAAGGCAGGAAUUGGGAGUGGGGAAGGAGUGGUCUUCUUUUGGGGCUCCAGCGAGGCGGGACGUGAGGAGAGGGCUUCCUGGCGGACAGGGUCGGCCGGCGUUUGCACCAAGAGCCCCGAAGCCAAGAUGGACGGCCACGCCGCCGAGCUCCUGGCCCGCCGAGCCCACAAGAAGCUGUGCGCGUCGGGCGGCUGCCUGGCUAAGAAAAAACUCUGCCGGCAACUAGCCCUGCAGGACACAUCGGAGCUGCUGGCCUCGAUAUUGCAGGACGCGGGGAUGUUCGCCUUGGCGACCCGAGAGGAGGAGGCCGGGAGCGGAGAGCACCGGGUCGUGGUGGCCGCCACCGGGGCGCGGCUGUGCCCGGAGCACGGCAAGGGAAAGUGCGAGGGCUCGUGCCGGCAGCUGCAUCUCUGCCGCUUCUUCGUGUACGGCGAGUGCCGCCAUGAGGGCACGCGAAAACAAUGCAAGUUCAUCCAUGACCUUCAUUCACCUCACAACCUCUCAGUCCUAAGAGAGCAUGGACUGGAAAGCUUAAACUCUGAUGAGUUACGUCAACUGCUGCUUCAGAAUGAUCCUUCACUCCUGCCUGAGAUAUGUACGUAUUAUAAUAAAGGGGAAGGACCCUAUGGGUCUUGUAACUUUAAGAAGAUCUGCAUCAAACUGCACAUAUGCCAAUACUACCUCCAGGGAGAAUGCAGAUUUGGAAGCAAUUGCAGGCGCUCACAUGACAUUUUUAAUCCAGACUGUUAUGAGAAACUGGAGAAGCGGGGAAUGGGCCGAGCUCUGAUUGGUAGAAUUACCAUGAUCUAUAGGAACAUAUAUGACAUCAAAAGUAACACAACAUCACCAUCCAAAGAAAGAAGAGAGAGCAGUGGUCAGGUACCAGCAAACACAAACAUCAGCGAAGAAUCGGAUGUGAUUUGCUUAUACCACAUUAGGAAAAGUUGUAGCUUUCAAGAUAAAUGUAUUAGAGUUCACUUUCAUUUGCCAUAUAAAUGGCAAGUCUUUGACGGUCCCCUGUGGAGAGAUCUGAAGCAUAUGGAGAAAAUUGAACAAGCCUACUGUGACCCGUUUAAUGAAAGCACUUCCUACAAACAUUGUGCAGGCAUCGAUUUCUCCAAAAUGACUUGCGGCUCUGCCAAACUUAGACGCCUCUCUACGGCAUCCUCUGUGACCAAACCCCCUCACUACAUUCUCACAACCGAUUGGAUCUGGUAUUGGAAAGACGAAUGUAAUGUGUGGAAUGAAUAUGGAAUACCAGAUGCCGACCACGCCACUGCAACAGUGUCCAGCCUUGACUUGGAGAAGGUAUACCAGUCUGAAACAUCUCCAACGCUCAAGUUCUCAGCUGGGAAACAUGAGUAUGAGAUUGAUUUCAAAGCCAUGAAACAGAAAAACUUGCAGUACGGGACAGAACGAAGCAUUCGUAGGCGACCUAAGUAUGUGUCUCCAAAAGAAGUAGAGAAGAAGAAGACUAGUGGGGCCGAGCAGUCGAAGGGAGGCGCUUCGCACAUUCCAGCGCACUGGGACCAGUCACAGUUACCAGAACUGGGACAUGCGUUGAUCACCCUUCUCCCAGCUUCCAAUGAGUACAGGAAAGUCCAGGUUAGCUUUCAGCGCACGAUGCCCAAAGCAACAAUUAUGGUGAUCCAGAGGAUCCAGAAUUUGGCUCUCUGGGAAGUCUAUCAGUGGCAGAAGGAACAAAUGAAGAAAGCCAAUGAGGGAAAGGAUGUCGAUGAAAGGCCGUUAUUUCACGGGACAAGCCAAAACCACGUUGAUGCUAUCUGCCAGCAGAACUUUGACUGGAGGAUCUGCGGUGUACAUGGUACAGCCUACGGCAAAGGAAGUUACUUUGCAAGAGAUGCUUCAUACUCUGAUAACUACAGCAGAAGCGAUUCUGACCUCAAGAUCAUGUUUUUGGCCAAAGUCUUGGUGGGAGAGUUUACCAACGGUGUCUCUUCCUAUCUCCGUCCUCCUGCCAAAGAUAGCCAGAACACCGUUUUCUAUAAUAGUUGCGUGAACAGCCUCCACAAUCCGUCCAUCUUCGUCAUUUUUGAGAAGCACCAGAUUUACCCUGAAUACCUGAUAAAAUACAGGAAUUAGGUGGAACCUACCAUUGUUUAUCUCUCUGCCAUGUAGGCUACCUUCCAGAAGACUAAAUUAAGAGUCUUUAUAAUACGGCUUCUGUGCUUCACCAAACGAUUUUUUAAAACUUUGGGAUAACCCAAUUAAUUGGUCAACAUUUUUUU